Aspergillus wentii DTO 134E9 is the source of this 276-nucleotide messenger RNA. RefSeq lists its product as uncharacterized. The transcript is spliced from 2 exons. NCBI's taxonomy places the organism in Eukaryota, Fungi, Ascomycota, Eurotiomycetes, Eurotiales, Aspergillaceae. Bases 1 to 276 code for a protein of 91 amino acids. The record is from RefSeq and is a predicted model, not a curated record.
AUGUCCGCCAUCGUCCGCCAUCGCAUCACCAACCUAUCCACUCUCCUCCGCCUCUCCAGGGCCUCCUACCACGGAAUCGCCCAGCACCAACCUCCCGCCACAGAAGCUCCCCCGAUCUCCGUGGCACCCUCUUUCCCUGACGACUUUGAGUCAUCGCCUUUGGCCCAAAAAGUGUCCGAAAAGACAGACGGAAAGGCGAAUUGGGAUGAGAGUCACGCUACAGCGAGUGAGGCUUCGGUUCGUGCUGAUCGGGAAGGAUUCCAGAUGUCCAGUUAG